Tripterygium wilfordii is the source of this 1094-nucleotide messenger RNA. RefSeq names its product probable cytokinin riboside 5'-monophosphate phosphoribohydrolase LOGL10. Gene Ontology annotation, molecular function: hydrolase activity, hydrolyzing N-glycosyl compounds. Lineage: Eukaryota; Viridiplantae; Streptophyta; Magnoliopsida; Celastrales; Celastraceae. Gene Ontology annotation, cellular component: nucleus; cytosol. The transcript has 7 exons. The record is from RefSeq and is a predicted model, not a curated record. Gene Ontology annotation, biological process: cytokinin biosynthetic process. The coding region runs from base 72 to 722 and encodes 216 amino acids.
UAUAUAUCUUGUACUGAAACAGAAGAUGAUGAAUAAUCCGAAUUGAAUCAAAACCCAUAUCAAUUUCUCUCAUGGAAACACAGCAACAACGCCAGAAUUCCUUGAAAUCAAGAUUCAGCCGUGUCUGUGUCUUCUGUGCUAGCAGCCCUGGGAAGAGUCCUAGCUACCAACUUGCAGCUAUUCAACUAGGCCAGCAACUGGUGGAAAGGAACAUUGAUUUGGUUUAUGGAGGAGGAAGCAUUGGUUUGAUGGGUCUGGUCUCCCAAGCUGUCUAUGAUGGUGGACGUCAUGUGUUAGGAGUGAUUCCAAAGACUCUGAUGCCAAUAGAGAUAACUGGAGUGACUGUAGGAGAAGUAAGAGCUGUUUCAGGUAUGCACCAACGCAAAGCUGAAAUGGCUCGUCAAGCUGACGCAUUUGUUGCCUUGCCAGGUGGGUAUGGAACUUUAGAAGAACUAUUGGAGGUUAUCACUUGGGCUCAGCUUGGGAUCCACAACAAGCCGGUGGGAUUGUUGAAUGUUGAUGGGUACUACAAUUCAUUGUUGUCUUUCAUAGACAAGGCUGUGGAUGAAGGUUUCAUAACACCAGCUGCUCGUCGCAUCAUUGUCUCUGCCCAAACUGCACAAGAACUUAUGUGCAAGCUAGAGGAGUAUGUUCCCAAGCACUUUGAUCAUGAUGCAGCACCGAAGCUAAGUUGGGAGGUGGAGCAGACAAUUGGAUCAUAACUCAACAAAGUCAGAGAUUUUGCUCGUUGACCUCUUCUAAUCACCGUAGAUUCUAGGUCACCCACAGUUGUUUUAGAUAGCUGUGUGGAUCAUGCCUUAUUCUUUUUAUAUUACAGGGGAAUAGGAUGGGGAGACACGAACUCUUGACCUAUAUGAGAUACUACACCCAUGAAUGUCAUUUGAACUACUUAUGCCUUAUUGUUCCUGUUAUUUGCUUCUUCUUUUUUUGUGGUGGUCAAAUUAGAGUUUGUCCUGGAUAAACUAGGUCAAUGAUUUGAUUUUCAUAGUUUUUCAAGUCGGUGGAUUGCUAAUUCUGUAUAUUUAUUUAUUUUAUUCUCAAUUGAAUUGAUGGGUGCUUGUAAAUUGCUUUCA